AUGAAUAGUGACUACUCGCUGAUGAUGCGGAAUGAUCGGCAAGGAGCAUUCGAUUAUGAAGUGAGAGCACCGGUAGUUGAUCUCACCGUUAUUGUGACAGCAUACUACAAUAAAUACUUAAACGCAUCACACAAAGAGACAGCAACCGAAACACACAUCAUCAUAAAAAAUCUGAAGCAUAUUAGAAACGGAGAGCAAAUCGAUCUUACUUGGGAUGUGGAAGGUGCACUGCCUUAUGAAGAGUUGGAGUAUGUCGUCAGUUCCCCUGCGGAAAAACCUCCCGCUGCUGGAGUUGGGAAAUCUUUGAAAUAUCGUCAGGUCUAG
Molecule: messenger RNA, 324 nt
Organism: Haemonchus placei
Lineage: Eukaryota; Metazoa; Nematoda; Chromadorea; Rhabditida; Trichostrongylidae
Source: the annotation of a GenBank genome assembly